AUGUUUCCUCCGACAAGAGUACAAGUAGCCUCUCGAGCUGUCCUCAAGUUGUUCCACCUUAUUUUAGUGGCAUUUUGUCUGAGAUCCAGUAGACUUCCUCGAUGGAUCCUUUGGUUACGGUUCUUGUGUUGGAUGUGCUUCUUCAUUACGAUUUGGGCCCAUAGUAUAAUUUAUGGUCACAAGUAUGACUGCAAUAUGGACUGCCUUUUGCGUCAUAUGCUCACAUUUUUCCAGACUGUGUCACAUGCAAUUAUUGUGGUUUGCAAUUCCCUUCAGGGAUUCAGAGUCCUGCAAAACCAAAUGGAGGAGGUGAUUGUGUUUGAGACCUCGGAUCCUUGGGUGGCCUUCACUGUCAUGGCUAUGAUACUGCCCAUUUGUGGAGUUGAGUACUUGGUGUGUUCAAAUGCACCAAAGAAUUCGUUUCGCGUCAGGAUGUAUCACUUGAAAACGUUACCAAGUCACCUGGCGCUGCAAAUGAAGAUUAUAUUCUUUAUCCUGGAGGUCAUGGAGGUGAACAUCAGGGUUCGCCAGGCCAAGCAUCAGCUGCAGAUCCUGGCCAGGGAGCUAUCCAGUCGUUGGCCCCAAUGCAAACAACGGCCGGAAUAUUUUGACCAGCAGACCUAUCGAAUUAAAGCCCUGAAACGGCGCUAUAACGAACUCUACUAUCUGUUUGAUCGGAUCAAUUGCUGUUUUGGAGGAAGUCUCCUCACCAUCAUCAUUGUUUUCUUUGCCCUCUUUGUGUGCAAUUCCUAUUGGCUCUUUGUGGAUGUGAGAACAAGACCCCUAAGGAUCUAUGCCGUUCUCCUCAAUUUGGGAUUUAUAUUUAAUGUGGCCCUGCAGAUGUCGGCUGCUUGCUGGCACUGUCAACAAAGCUAUAAUCUAGGUCGCCAGAUCGGUUGUCUCAUUUCAAAAUUGGUGAAGCCACAGGGCAGCAAGCGGUACAAUGAUUUGGUGAGCGAAUUUUCUCUACAGACAUUGCAUCAACGAUUUGAAGUCACCGCCAAGGAUUUCUUCAGUCUCAAUCUGCAUCUGCUCAGUAGCAUGUUUGCAGCAGUGGUCACUUAUCUGGUCAUUCUCAUACAAUUCAUGUUUGCUGAGCGGAACUCCAAGGGUAAUUCAGGAUGA
Molecule: messenger RNA, 1125 nt
Organism: Drosophila rhopaloa
Lineage: Eukaryota; Metazoa; Arthropoda; Insecta; Diptera; Drosophilidae
Gene: Gr23a
Product: gustatory receptor 23a
Exons: 3
Coding region: 1-1125 (374 amino acids)
Biological process (GO): sensory perception of taste
Cellular component (GO): neuronal cell body; dendrite; membrane
Source: RefSeq, a predicted model, not a curated record